Messenger RNA from Girardinichthys multiradiatus, 519 nucleotides. It is a transcript of the gene fam32a, whose product is annotated as family with sequence similarity 32 member A. The record is from RefSeq and is a predicted model, not a curated record. Gene Ontology annotation, cellular component: nucleolus. NCBI's taxonomy places the organism in Eukaryota, Metazoa, Chordata, Actinopteri, Cyprinodontiformes, Goodeidae. The coding region runs from base 35 to 373 and encodes 112 amino acids. The transcript is spliced from 4 exons.
AGAAGAAGAAGAACCCCAGGAAACGUUCUGGAAAAUGUCUGAGUACAAUCAAACCCAGAGGAGCUCCCUCAAAUUAAAAGGUGUGGAAGAAUUUUCAGCAGGGAAGAAGAAGAAGAAUAAAGAGCGUAAACACCGCUUGGAGCAAGUUGAGACCAACCAAAAUGAUGAGGAGGAAGUGAAGACAAAGAAAGCAUAUAUCGACAAAAGGACACCAGCACAAAUCGCUUUUGACAAGACGCAAGAAAAGAGGCAAAUGGAGCGAAUUUUGAAGAAGGCGUCAAAGACACACAAGCACAGAGUGGAGGAUUUUAAUCGCCACCUGGACAAUCUGACGGAGCAUUACGACAUUCCAAAAGUCAGCUGGACCAAGUAAAACUGAGCCGAUGUUUUUUUUUUUUUUUUUUCCAAUAUUAUUUUUUUUUUUUUUUUGCAUGUUGAUGAAAUGCCAUCUAUAGUAUUAAACUGGCAUUCAUUCCUUGGUCGUUACUGUGGACAAUAAAGUAUUUAGCAUCAUUUUAA